Messenger RNA from Trichomonas vaginalis G3, 1029 nucleotides. Its product is annotated as protein kinase protein. NCBI's taxonomy places the organism in Eukaryota, Parabasalia, Trichomonadida, Trichomonadidae. The transcript has a single exon. Gene Ontology annotation, cellular component: nucleus; cytoplasm. Gene Ontology annotation, molecular function: ATP binding; protein serine/threonine kinase activity. The record is from RefSeq and is a predicted model, not a curated record. Gene Ontology annotation, biological process: peptidyl-serine phosphorylation; endocytosis; signal transduction. The coding region runs from base 1 to 1029 and encodes 342 amino acids.
AUGGAUCCAAAUACCUCCAAAAUGUGCGCAAUGAAGAUUGAGUACCUGGAUAUUCACAAAUCAAGUCUAAAAUUAGAAACAUCGAUUCUUCAGGAACUUGCAGGUUGCAAAUAUUUUCCACAAAUUAUUGAUCACGGUAAAACACAUACCAUUAGGUAUCUUGUCAUGGAAAUUUUAGGUGCCUCAUUGCAGAACAUGCGUGCAAUUGCUCCAAGGAAAAGAUUUUCGAUGUAUACAACUCUUAGAAUCGCACUUGAAAGUUUAAUCGCAAUCGAAGAGUUCCAUAAGCAUGGUUAUGUACAUAGAGACAUUAAGCCUGGAAACUUUUUAAUUCGUAAUGAUCCAAAAUAUCCAAUUUGUUUGAUUGAUUUUGGCUUGUGCAGAAAAUAUAUUGAUGAAAAUGGCAAAAUUAUUCCACCUCGCGACGAACCUGGCUUUACUGGAACAUGCCGUUACGCUUCUGUCCAUGCUCACAACUAUAACGAGCUUGGCCGCCGUGAUGAUAUUAUAUCAUGGCUUUAUACAAUCGUAGAGCUUGCAGAUAGUCGUCUUCCAUGGCCAGGAACAAAAGACCGCGUGGCAACACGUCAAAUGAAAAACGAUAUUUCAGCAACAACUCUUCUAAAAAGUUUUCCAGAUGAAAUUCUCGAUAUUUACAGAGAAGUUCGCAAACUCAAGUACGAAGACCAACCAGAUUACGAACUCUACAAGCGCCUCAUACGCGAGGCCAUCAACCAAAGCCCACAGAAAAAGAGUGGCUUCGAUUGGGAAUAUUUCAACAGAAAACAAGUCGAAGACGUGAGUCCUGAUUUGGCACUUGGACCGCCAAAACAGACUUCCGCCAAGAGCCUUUCUUCAACAAAGGCAUUCCUUGGGCCACCACGAAAACCUUUCGUGAUGCCAGAUUUCAUUCCUCCAGUUUUCAAUCCAAUUAUCAUUCCGAGUACACCAGAAGUUAAAAAGGAAGAAAAAGCAGAAGAAAAACCUUCAGCUCAGCAAAAUGAAGGAGGAUGCUGCAGAAUUAUGUAA